Drosophila busckii is the source of this 3567-nucleotide messenger RNA. Its product is annotated as cell surface glycoprotein 1. The transcript is spliced from 3 exons. Bases 28 to 3300 code for a protein of 1090 amino acids. Lineage: Eukaryota; Metazoa; Arthropoda; Insecta; Diptera; Drosophilidae. The record is from RefSeq and is a predicted model, not a curated record.
GACAGUUCUCUGCCACGCCCAGCAAACAUGAGCAACAUGAAGGGCGGCUUUUCCACACUAAAUCGCUGGUUUGGCCGCAAAAAGGAUAAAUCAGGCGUUGCCAGCGCCGCGUCGAAUGGGAAACUAUCGAAGUCGACCACACAGCUGCAUCAUCUGUCGACGGAUGCGAGCAUCCAUAAUAUAAAUGAGGCUAGUCAGCUGGAUUACAAUCGGAUUACGCCGCUGCCGGCGGCGACCAGCAAUGCGCCGUUCGAGCAAACAUUUCGGAUAACGGUGCUGCUGCCCAAGGAUCAGCUCUAUGUGAGUCGCUUGGGUGCGCGAGUGCCGCUGUCCAAGCUGCUGUCGCUCGUGUGCGACAACAAGCAGCUGGAUGCGGAUAAAUACGAGUUCAGGAGUCCAGUGGACGCUAGUCAGGUGUACAGCUUGGAGUCGAGCAUAGGCGCCGUGGGCUUGUCGGAAAUACGGCUCUGCCACAAGUCCGAGUCAUACGAUAGCUUCAAUGCCGACUCGAUGCUCAAAUUUCAACGCACGGCGACGGCGCGAGAUUCGAUGAGCAGCAGCUCGGACUUCAGCAGCAGCCGCCACUCGCAGUCGAAGCUGACGCUGGCCAAGACCCCCAGUCCGUACAGCUCCAGCAACAGCCUGAACUCCAUGGACUCCACGGGCAUGAACUACACACGGACGCCAGUGGUGGUGCCGCCGGCCAAAGUGAUGGCGGCGCCGCCGCGCAAGAAGCGCGUCGCGCCACGCCCACCCAGCCAGUUGGCCAUACCCGAGCAGGCGGUGGCACAGUUUACGCCCACGCCCACGACCACGCCCACUCCCAGCGCGGAGCCCGCCUAUGCGGUGAUAGUCAAGCGUCCACAGCUCUGCAUGUCCACACCGAAUCUGAGCAGCUUGCCCACUCCAGAGCUGGAGCGGGAGCGGGAGCGGGAGCCGGCGCUGGACUGCAAUGGCAACAGCGAGAAGACGCUGGAUGAACUGGAUGAUGCUGGUCACUAUGCCACGCUGGAGCGCAAGGCUUCGCCGACGGCGUCGCUGCCAGAGCCAACGCCACGCAAGCGGCUGAUCCAAAUAAAGAAGAAGACAGCGCCGGCACCGCCGCCCACAGAUGCGCAGUCGCCAGCAGCGGACAGCAUAUCGCUCACAUCCACGACGGCAUCCAUAGCGUCCAUGCCGUGUCCACAGCCAGCGCCUAGGAUUACAACGCCCACGCCCGCGCCUAAUCCCAAGCCCGCCGAGCUGGAGCUGGAGCUACCGCCUGCGCUGCCUGCAACUGCUGCGCCCACAACAACAGCAGAUCCGGCCACGCCCACCAGCAAUGUGUCCAAGGUGAUGCUGAAUCGCACGCUCACGCCCGAGCCGCGCUCGCUUAGCAGCGCCAACGAGGAGGAGGAGGAGGAGGACGACGACGAGGAGAACAAUGAUGCCGCCAGCAAGCAGGCGGACUCCGGCAUAGGCGAGCCCGCGCCCUCGCCACCGCCCUCGCCCUCACCCGAGCCGGAUACCGAAACCGAAACCGAAGUGAAGCAGCUGGACAGCAGCAGCAGCAGCAGCUCCGAGGAGGAUGAGGAGGCCAUCAAGGUGUACAACUUCAAGACUUCGUGUCAGACAAGCGUCAAGCCACAAGUGGAGCCAACGCCCACGCUGGAGGAGCUCAACAAAGCGGCGCAGGCGGAGGAGGAGGAGCUGGAGCAGCUGGAGCAGCCAUCGCUGCAAGCUGAGCUGGCCACGCCCAGCAGCACCAGCGAGCUGACAUCGCUCAGCUCCUGGAACUAUGCACCCGUGCCCAUAUCGCCGCCACCAGAUUUCUCGGACGGCACACAGCAGACGCAGCCGCAGCAGCAGCCGCAGCAGCUGAAGAGCAGCGCUGCCAGCUCACCGCUGGAGGAGAUUGUCGACGAGCUGAGCACGCUGAUCAGUCAGCAGCGUCUGGACACGCUCAUACGCAAACAGUCGCCGGAGCCGGCAGAGAUCGAAGCAGCCAAGCCCAAUCGCUUGGCCAACUUUAGCAUUGCGGCUAUAAGCAAUGGAAAUGGCAAUCAAAAUGCCCCCAGCAUAGCGCGUGCCGACUCCUUUCAAGCGCCACGCCCACUUGCAGAGGCGGCGCCAUUGAGCGCGCGACUGCGCAGCGCUUCGCAGUUGUCGCUCAACAAACUGGAGCUGGGCAAUGGCUCAGCGCUCAGUCAGCAGCGACGCUCGAGCAGCGAGCUGAGCAUAGGCGAGUCGCCCUCACUGCAGAGUCUGGAGCUGAUCAAAACGAUACUGAGCAACUCACGCAAGAGCAGUCUGGUGGACGAUGCCGAGAAACCAAAGAGCGCGCACGCAGCUGAGCGAGAGCCCGAACCUGAGCGCGAGCGCGUGGCGCCGCUGCCAGCGCCAAAGCCGAAGCCGAAGCCGGCGCCAGCAGCUACAACUUAUCGCUACUCUGGACCGCCCAGCAUUAACUUUGCCACUUGGAGCGAGCGCCCCAAGUCGCAGGUGGCGAUCAAGAACGAGGGCGAUUAUAUAUUCGGUGGCAUUACCACAGCCACAGCCACAGCCACAGCAGCGACGCCAGCGUCGAAGCCAGCGCCUGUCGCAGCCACGCCCGUUACGCCUGUAACGCCUGCUAAGCUCACCAUCGAGAUUGCCUCGCCCAUUCUGCGCAUGGGCAUUCCACGCAAGGAGUACCAUGUGCCCAUCACAGUCAAGCCGCUGCGCGAUGACGGCAGCGACAGCAAAGAGCAGCCGCAGUCGCCGCCAGCGCCGCCCUUGAAGCCCACAACGCUGCCGCGUCCUGCUAAGAAUCAGCGCUAUACGCUGCCAGCGUCAACAGCGCUGCCGCGACCGCUGUCAACGCUAGAGCAGCAGCCGCCAACAGCAGCAGCAGCCGAAGCAGCGCCCUUUGGACAAAACACUUUGAGACGCACUGGCUUUAAGGAGCGCAUGCUCGAGCGUGAGCUGCAGGAGAAGGAGCAAGCGCUGCGCGUGCGCGUUGCAGUUAACGGCACAGCAGCAGCAGCGCCUGCGUCAGCGUCAGCGUCAACGCCGCCAGCAACAGCUGCAAAGCCAACGUUUUUGAAAAAACCAGAACCGCCAACGUCGCUGCAGCUGAAACUGCGCAGCAGCAGCCCACAGUCAACGCCAGCAGCAACGCCUACGCCUACGCCGCCGCCGCCGCCUAUGCUGCUGCCCAAGCUGAAGCCAGCGCGCAGCAGCGUCGCUGCCACAAGCCCCACAGCGGCAGCGACAGAUCCGCGCAAUGCGCUGCUCGACGCAAUUCGCAACUUUAAGCGUGAGGAGCUCAAUCGCGCUUGAGCGAGCGAGACAGCAAUAGCGAACGAUAGCACAAAACAAAACAAACAUUUAUAUUUUCUUUUCAUUUGAAUUUUACACUGUAAAUAAUUAACCAGCUGCUUUGGCUGCAAACUGCGAAUGUUGUAUAUGAAGUUUUUAAUUUAAUAAUCAUUUUUUUAUUAAUUACCAAACAGCGCGGACAUGCAUACACAAGUUUAACUAUUAUUAAUGUCUUGUUAUGAAGUAUAUAAAUUUAUGCAUUUUUUUUUUUAACAUUUGUUUUAGUUC